This is a messenger RNA of Penicillium brasilianum, 2292 nucleotides long. The record is from the annotation of a GenBank genome assembly. Lineage: Eukaryota; Fungi; Ascomycota; Eurotiomycetes; Eurotiales; Aspergillaceae.
AUGUCGAAUGUGCAGGACAGAGUUGUACAGCAGCGUCUUCGCCGAUCUCACCCCAAAGCAGGAGCGCUGAAGAUGCAUAAUAUAAGGUUAAAACCAAGUCGCGAGAUGCUGGGCAAAACAACUUUGGUGGCUGGCUCUAGUGUCAAUUAUCCAGAGGUCAGUCCGACGAGACCACUCGAAAUUGAGACUGUCAUUGAUUGUGCUCGAUCAUUGGAUGUCCGAGUCGCAGAAGAACCCACCGCACUGGAUCGAUCACGAACGCACGUCCAUCUCCUUGGUGGCGCCCGGUACACAGAGUUUCCACUUGGAGCAACGCCAGUCCGCGUUGAGACUUCUUGUGUCUCAGCAACCUGCUACAGUUGCCUUUUUCGCUAUUUUGUCGGUCUUUCCAAGCUGGUCAGCUUUUUUGUUGCUACGGAUGUCGCGCCUCGCUUGCAUCCGAUCCGUCGUCCUGGUUGCAUUGGGUGCACCCCGACCCCUCAACAACAAUUCAACCACUCGAACCCUUCCCGAGCGCUCGAUCUCGUCAAGCUCCCGUCUAUUCCCAACCGGGAUACGAUUGGCACCAUUGCCGAACCGUGCAGCCCCCUCAAACAUCCGGAUCGACGCCAUGGCCAAGUGGACCCCAGCGCUUGCGCGGAAUCUGGAACCCGCCCGCUUCUACGGCACAAUUGUGGCAUCAGGAUUGGUGCUGGGGCUAGCCAAGAGCCCCUAGGAGGCGGCUCCUGGUUGAGGGCCAACAACAAUGGCAACACUGCUUUGGCGCAGCACAAUCGGUCUCGCCCAAUCCUUGUCCCCAAGCUGUGUCAUCGUCCUCCAUCUCCACACGGUCGAUUACGCAGGCUUAAGCCCCCACUGGGUUUGAAGCUGACUCAGCCCCAUCGUGGACGCAACGCAGGAGGUGAAUUCAAUGAUUACACAGUCGCUGGUCGAAAGAAAGCGCUCUUGCGCUCUUCGUCGUGGUCCGGAUAUUCACCGAAAUUCGACUUGCUCGUCAUGCAUACCCUGCCCCCAGCGCCUGGCUCUUGGGCAGGCGCCGAGUCGAUGCAGCGUUGGCUACAAGCCAAGAUCGAGGAGGACCGUCGCUGUCAAGAGGAAGAGAAGACCCGCCAGGAAACAAUGAAGCUGGAGCGGCGCAAGGUUGACCACGCGAUUCUCGUGGAUGCAUUACGUGCAGGUGUGCCACCGCAUCUAGCUCCACUGGUUCUUGGAGGUGUAGAUGGACCCGUCGAUGGAAAGGUUGCUACACCGGAGAUGUUACAAUAUAUGUCCGAUACGUCUCGGCAGUCCACGAUACCGACGCAUCACCCGCACGCACAGCCUGGCGCACAGCAACCUGCGACGCUUCCUUCGCUCAGUCAACAGUUCAGCACACCACCAGCGGGAAAUCUACGGGACAUGCGCACUGCGCCUUCCAAUGUAUAUGCAUCGCCUGCGCAACAUCAAUCACCGGCCAUCAGAAACGGUUCGUCUCAACAGCCAGCUGGUGGUCGUGGCCCAUACAUUUCGACCGUCAUUCCUUCAAAUAAUACGCCAGCUGGCAACCUUCCACGUCCGAUGGAAAUGAACGGGCAAAGCCGAUCAACAGCCGGAUCGCACACCAUGCAUUCCCUUGGUGCACCACGGCCACCGUCGAAUCCUCCCCAUCGCGGUCAACACGAGCCACGACCUCGGCGGGCCUCUCCAUCGAUCGCCUUCCAUCACUGGACUCCGCCCAGCCAGUUACAGUCCCAAGCCCUGUCAAAUAGGAUACAAGAGGACCACGUGCUACCAUCGAAUGGGUCGUCAGCGCAGGUGUGCUCCGAGAUACAAGGAUCUCCGGGUCGCAAGAGGAAAUCGCUGUCUGUUCAUCAUCAAUUGCCUCCACCGCCCUCUCGAUCCUCUGGUGCACCAGAGCCAAGCUCCCGGCAUGGCCGACACAGCCCGGCUGACAGUCAGUCCGGCCAGACUAGCCCACAAGGGGAUCCCCGACGGCAUAGCGAUGUAUCUAGUUCUCGGGACACUCCGGCUGCAGAAAAAGACCAAACCGACUAUCUUCGCGGUGCGGAGCCGACCCGAACUCAUUCGAACUCGUUGAAUACCACCGAAAAUGGCUCUCACGGACACAGGAGGCGAUCCACGGGUGAAAAUGCCACAUUUGAAGACGAUCACCGAGGGCCCGAUAGAGAACAUCGAAGGCAAUCAUCCUAUCGUGGACCGGUGCCAGAUACAAAAGACAACCCCGAUCCCGCACCGAACGCGAGGAACGGCACCGGAUCUAGUACAAUGACCGACUGGGGCGAUAGGGAAUAA